This is a messenger RNA of Emiliania huxleyi CCMP1516, 588 nucleotides long. RefSeq lists its product as hypothetical. The transcript has a single exon. The annotation marks the transcript as partial. NCBI's taxonomy places the organism in Eukaryota, Haptophyta, Isochrysidales, Noelaerhabdaceae. The record is from RefSeq and is a predicted model, not a curated record.
AAGGAGGAGGGGUCGGACUCUAUCGCAUGUCCCUCCGCCGUCAGUUCUCCCAGAACCCGCCGCCGCCGCUCCGCACGGGCUCGGAGACGGAGGAGCCGCUGGAGAAGGCGUCUCAAUGGGCCCGCGCCCCGCACGAGUGGAUCACGCAGCGGGUUGACAUCGUGCGCGGCUUUGUCGCGAGCGACCUCUCCGACUAUGUGAUGCGCUUCUCGAUGCUGCUGCUCGGCGCCUACACGCUCUACCUCGCGUGGUGCGAGUCCUGCAAGGCCGACUACCUCGCCUAUCUCGCCGGCGUCGGCGAGGCGCUGCUCGACUUUGUGACGCUGACGCGCGGCUCCCUCGCGGGCGCGACGGUCGCGGUGUGCCUCUCCGUGUGGCUGCUGACCGUCCGGUGGAUGCGCCGGCCGGCGCCCAUCUACCUCAUCGACUUCAAGACGUACCGGCACUGCGGCGUCGACGGCGGCGACCGCGACUCCACGGCGGGCGUGCCGGCGUCGCAGGAGCGCUUUAUGGCCGAGUCGCGGGCCGCGCUCAACCGGUUCGGCGAGCCGUGCUUCACGGAGAAGUCGAUCGAGUUCCAGGAGAAAA